CGGAAUCUGAGAGGAUGCCUAAAGCUAAGCAACCUAGAACUCGCCACUUGACCUUCAAUGCUAGUCAUGAACUGAACGAGGAAGAUCUGUCAUUCCUUAGGGUCGUAUCGAUGGGUAAUCUCCCAAAGGUACGGGAAAUUAUGGAGUCUAGCGAUGAUCCCAAAAAAAUGAUGGACAUGACAGACUUCAAAGACUGCACAGCGCUCGAGAUUGCGACCGAGGUGGAGCACUCUGAGAUCGUAGAAUACCUGGUGCAAAAUUUCGGUACACUCAUGGACGAAAUGCACAUCCACGAAUGUCUCAUGUUGGCCAUCAGCAAAGGUUACCUUCGUAUCACUCAAGUUAUCCUUGAUCAUCCUCUUUCCGAUGUUAAACAUAAAGGUACCUGUUCACACCAGGAUAAAUUCUACUUCUACUCGACGAAAAGCAAUUCAAAGUUUGAUCGUGAUUUGACGCCCCUGAUGCUUGCUGCACAAUGCAACGAAGUGGAAAUCAUACGACUUUUACUCGCUCGAGGCGAGUACAUUACCGAACCCCACGCUAUCCUAUGUAGCUGUAGAGACUGUCAAGAUGCCAAAGCAAAUGACCCAUUGCUACGGUCGUUAGCCGGUCUGCACACCUACCAAGCCCUAGCCGGUGAGGCAUAUAUCUGCCUGACGAGCCCCGAUCCAAUACUCACUGCUUUCCUUCUCAGUGAAAAACUCACCAAAUUGGCCUCUAUCGAGAAGGAAUUCAAGAACGAAUACCGUGAGCUUGUGAAGCGAUGUAAACAGUUUGCUUCCGACCUGCUCGACAUGUGCCAGACAACUGCAGAGGUUCAGACUAUACUCAAACAAGAAGCCACAACACAAGGAGAGGUCUAUGCGGCAGAAGGCGCCAAUACCCUCCGGAAGAACAGGGGAGCAAAACCAGAAAUCCCCGGCGACGACUCGGAUUUCUCACUCCCGAGGCUGGAACUGGCUAUCAAAUUUCGCCAAAAGCAAUUCGUAGCCCAUCCCCACUGUCAGCAUCACUUGUCGACAUUAUGGUAUAAAGGUUUUCCCAUUCGGACCCGCCGGUGGCAUCCCCUGGUCAAAUGCUUGGCAACAGUUGCUAUGAUCGCUGCUCUACCAUUCCUUACCCUGGCUUACUGGUUCUUUCCUAAGAGUAAGGUGGGAAAUUUCAUGCGAAGUCCGAGGACCAAGUUCAUGCUACACGCCGCCAUGUAUGUGACAUUCUUGCUCAUCCUUUUCCUUGAGUCAGUGGCCUCUAAAGGAUUCCAAAACGAUUCCAAUCAGGAAGACUUCAUCCAAGAAAAUCAAAAUUGUACUUACUUUGCACAAGCCGUCAAGAUGCAAACUUUCCACAAAGUUGAUGAUGUAAGACUUCGACCAAACUGCUUUUCACCGCUUCAGAUUCUGAUCAUCGUUUUUGUGAUGGGUAUGCUCUGGACAGAGAUCAAGCAGAUCUUCCGAGAAGGUUAUAAGAUUUAUCUCCAAUCAUUGUGGAACUGGAUCGACAUCGCAAUGCUAAACAUUCUCAUAUCUUCCAUCUUCAUUCGAGCUGUUGUCGUUCACAUGGUCAACGUGUCGAUGGAUUUCUUCGAGGAAAAUGCUUAUGGAUGUGAAGUGGGCGGAAAUAACACUAUCAAAGAAAAUCAUCUUCGUUGGCUCCUAGCAGACCGUAACGACUGGAGCCAGUACGACCCGACUUUGAUUGCGGAAGCCUUAUACGCAGUAGCAAACGUGUUGAGUUUCUCACGUCUCCUCUAUAUUCUCCCAGUGAAUGAAUUCCUGGGCCCCCUCAAUAUCUCCCUUCAGAAAAUGGUGGGUCAGAUACUGCGUUUCUUCUCCGUCUUCAUCGUGGUCUUCUUGGCUUUCUUCUGCGCUCUCACCAACCUCUACCGAAACUACCCAGAUCAAUCUAAGUUUAAAGGGUACGUUAACGCCAUCCAAACCUUGAUCUGGGCACUCUUCGGUCUCGGGGACUCUGGUGACGUCUCCUAUCCUAACGAUGCAACGUGUGAUACAGAAACAUGUGGUCAGAAGACGACAGAGUUUGUAGGUGUCUGUCUAUACAUGGCCUACCACCUAGUCAUGGCUUUGGUCAUGCUCAAUAUGCUGAUCGCCAUGAUGACAACAUCCUUCCAGGAGAUUCACGAUGAUGAAGACGUUGAAUGGAAAUUCGCCCGCUCACAGCUCUGGAUGACGUAUUUUGAACGUGGCGCCACCCUCCCACUUCCCAUGAACAUCAUCCCCAGCCCAAAGUCUGUCUACAACUUCUUCAAAUGGCUUAAGAAAACCCUCUGUCCAAAUUGCAGGAGAAAUACCAGCAUCACGUUACAACAACUUCCCGUUGGUUUACAGAAUUUAGCAAGGCGACCUGGAGUUCGCAAACAAGUUAGCACUCAUGAAUGCUUGAUGAAGACAGUUAUCAAGAGAUACCUCUUCAAACUCCAGAAUGAUAAAGAAGGAGAAGAAGGAGCAGAAGGUGAGCUUGAAGAGAUCAAGAACGACAUCUCCAGCUUUCGCUUCGAGGUGAUGGAGAAGCUAAAAUACCUAGAUCCGACUGCUAGUAGUGGUGGAGGUGGAGAGAGUCCUGUCCCUGCAAGUUCAGGCCCAGUCUUCCAGGGAACUAACCGACCAGAACCAGCGGUGAGCAACAAGCAAGAAGUCAUGCUUCGGAAAAUGUACGUGCUCGAAAGCCGUGUGGAGGCAAUGAUGGAGAGCUUGGAGAGAAUCUUUGUGCAAACCAACGAGGUUCUGAGGUCGAGCUCAAUGGGAAAUGAGAUAAUUCACCAGUCGCUUGAUAAAGAAUCAGAAGAGAAAGUGAAUGGUGAUAUUUGUAAGACACAAUGAUUGACGGCAAAGGCACAGUAAAGAAACAGACAUUUUUUUUAAAGACUGUGGGCAAAAGACUGCAGGCGUCACGCGCGUAAAACAUUCCCCAUAGACUGGUGUGUUAAAAUGGCACUUUUGAAAAAUUCAUACAAAAUAAACGUGAAAUUAGAGGGUAGAAUGUUUACUACCAUAUGAUAGAUAUAUAUCUGGCAUUCCAUAACUGACCAGAGAAGGGUAUCGUAGCCAGCUCAUUUACAUAAGAAAUUGCCAUUUAUGAAGAUAAUUAUGAUGGGAUCAAAUUUAUCAACUGAAACAGUAAAAUAGUAAUUCUUCCGCCAGUCAAAAAAUAGUUCCAAAGUCAUUUUAUAUCUUCCCAAUUUGGGCAAAGGAACUUCAGUAGUUACCAUUUCUAGAAUCAUUGUUAGAUUUUCAAUUAUAUUCAUAUACACUUUGGUCAAUCAGCAAUAUCAAAUUGAAAAAGAAAAUCGAUUGGGUCGAAGGAAUAUCUUUAGCCUUCCUGUUGUAAUUAGUCUCAUGGAACCUGCAGUUAAUUUGUAUAUAAUGGAUGUGUACAGUAUCUGAUUUCAAUAACUUGUUAUGGAUACCUCCCUGUAGAGUAAAUUCUGUUUUUUCCCCUUAAAUGGGUGAUUCAUUGGUAGAUUUUCUAUCUCAUGAAAGUUGUUAUUUUUCUUUCUUUACAAUCUUCUGCAGUACUUCAAUAUAACAUAUAUAACUGCGGCUGCCAAGACUACGUCUUCUAUUUUCCCUUCUCUUUGAAUCUCUUCAUCCUCCUCCUUAUUGUUCCUUUUCUUCUAAUUCUUAUUCUCCUCUUUCUUCCUAUCCUUCUUGUUCUUCUUUUUCUCCUUCAUUGUUGUCUUCUUCCUCAUCUACAUUUCCUUAUUUUUUUCUGCUCCCUUUUGUCUCCCUCUACUUAUUUGGCUCUUUUGUAACUAUCUAUUUUCCACUUUUACACCUCCUCCUUUUUUCUUCUCAUUUUUCUUUUCUUCUCCAUGUUUUUCUCCUCACUCUCUCCCUUCUUCACCAUAGUCAAUCACAUCAUCAUUUCCUUCUCCCCUGUUAUUCUUUUAGAAAUUCACAUUUCUGUUUCAAUUAAUGUAAUAUUUACCUUUCUUGUUCUAGUUUCCAGUUGUUUUGCUCUUAGGAUACAUGAUUUGUAUAAUUCUGGCAUGUAUACUGUAUACAAAAUCUACACUGACUUACAUGUACAAAUUAUGAAAAAUCUUGCUGGUAGCUUCAACUUUAUUUAUUAAUAUACAUGUGUUUGUAUAUAUCCAAUGUAUAGUGUAAUAAAUGGGCAUUUUGCCGCUUUGGUCAGAAUAUGUUACAAGAAUAACAUUCUUUCUUUCAGGUUGAGUAAAUGACCAAAACGAGUACUAUUGAAUGCUGCUGUAUAGUGUAUGUACAUGUACACGUAUAUUAUUAUUUUUUUUUUUGGAUUGAAUAUAUCAUGUUUGCCAUAUCACUUUUGAUUCCAUAUUCAAUAGAUUAUAGUUCGGAGUAACCUCAUAGGCAAGUUUUUUUUGGUUCAAAUUACCUUUUCUUUCUUCUAUUAUGAUAGGCAAACUUCGAAGCAAGAUAUAAAUUAAACAUGCUUGACCUAUAGCAGGGUGCAUAUUAUAUUGCAAUG
This is a messenger RNA of Lytechinus pictus (painted urchin), 4467 nucleotides long. Its product is annotated as short transient receptor potential channel 7-like. Gene Ontology annotation, molecular function: store-operated calcium channel activity; protein binding; inositol 1,4,5 trisphosphate binding. NCBI's taxonomy places the organism in Eukaryota, Metazoa, Echinodermata, Echinoidea, Temnopleuroida, Toxopneustidae. Bases 15 to 2837 code for a protein of 940 amino acids. The transcript has 14 exons. Gene Ontology annotation, biological process: calcium ion transmembrane transport; regulation of cytosolic calcium ion concentration. The record is from RefSeq and is a predicted model, not a curated record. Gene Ontology annotation, cellular component: cation channel complex; plasma membrane.